Messenger RNA from Venustampulla echinocandica, 2823 nucleotides. RefSeq lists its product as uncharacterized. The transcript is spliced from 5 exons. The record is from RefSeq and is a predicted model, not a curated record. Lineage: Eukaryota; Fungi; Ascomycota; Leotiomycetes; Helotiales; Pleuroascaceae. Bases 1 to 2823 code for a protein of 940 amino acids. Gene Ontology annotation, biological process: DNA-templated transcription. Gene Ontology annotation, molecular function: zinc ion binding; DNA binding.
AUGGACCAACUGCCCGUUGGCUGGGAUGACGAUAAAGAGAAGAAAAACAACCGCCGAGAGUAUUACGUGCCGUGCCAGUACGACAAUAAUAACCCAACGUCAAAAAAGACUUCUCGAAACCAGAACACUUUGGCGGAGCAAGAUCGGCCAGCACAGGAAGCUUCCGGCGCCGGAUCCGACGGGACGUCGUCGGCGGCUUCAGAAUACGCAUGGCCGCAGUGGGGGAACGACGACAGCCAUGGCCCGCCGUCCGAGAUGGAGACUGAUGCUGGGGAGCCCACUAAUGGAAAUGACCUGCAGCAGAAUCUUGCUGCCACAGAUGAUACGGCUUCACACAGCUCGGGAGACAGCCGUAGCGUGAGUACGGGUUCGGGACGUAGCAGCAAUGCUUCCAACGUUCGCCCUGUGGCCAUGGGCCAGCCCCGCCCCGCAGGAUGGCAGCAAAACCGCUACCAGUCUGCCUCGUCAGCGUUGACUACAGCGCCGCCGCGGACUUCUGGUCAUGAUAGAUCCAGCCGUCCAUCUAUCUCCAUGACCCAGACACCGGUUUCCGGGGCCAUUCACACGUCCCGGAAGCGUGUUCGCAAGCCGACGGAUCUCGUGCCCGAAGACCAACUUGUUUCUUCCCCUCAAAAUGACUUAGCAUCCGCAGGGGCCGGAGGCAGCGCGUUUCAGAGCCGGGGACAUCUAAAUAUUCAAGGGGGAGGUCAGAUGCGAUAUGUUGGAGGUGGGUUUUGGGGGUUCGCGAAAGGACAUGAACUUCUCUGCGAUGCGUUGCUCAUGGACGAAGAAAAUCGAGGACAUGGGGACCAACCCCAGCCCUACAUCGAUUCCAAUGGUUUGGCGGGUAUAUUGGGAACCCUCCCAACAAAACCCGUCUGCGACGUCUUUCUCUAUUCAUUCUUGGUUGGUGUUCGGCCAAUACUCCCGCUUAUUCACGUACCUACCUUUCGAGCCGACUAUAACGAUUAUUGGAAUUGGUAUGCCACGGUAGCAACCGGCGAGUGCAAUCUUCCCAAUGCCAAACUCCUUGCAGACCCAACAUAUCUGUGCCUAUUAUUCUCGGUGAUGUAUUGCGGCGCAACAACUGCGUCGUCCUCGAUCUGGUCAGCCAGUACUCUCCAGGGCGUCAACAAAGAAGAAAUCAUAACCCAGCUAAAAUCAUCCGUGCACGCCUGUCAGAGCUUCUGCCGUCAUCUGCAAUAUCCAACGCACAAUACGUUGGUAGCAUCUCUUUUGGCACAUGAAUGCUCAACUCAACGGCGGGACGGAUCAGAAGAUGCGGAGUUUGUGAGCACUGUCCUGCGUAUCGCGAGAGGUAUGGGCAUGCAUCGAGAUGGCAAGGUUUUAGGCCUCGACCCGGUGGUUUCUGAAAUCCGGCGUAGAGCUUGGUGGCAUAUUCUCUGGCUCGACGUGGAGAUCAGCGUCCGCACUGGCUCCCCGACACUUUGUAACUCGAACCCAUCCCAACAGGACGUGCAGAUGGUCAGCCAAGCUCGUGACGAAGAUAUUUUGAAGUUAGAAGGUGUCCCUUCUCCAAUUUCAUUGCCCGGCCCAAGCUCAAUCGUUAUGCUCUUUGUAAUUGGCCAGUACGAGACGGCAAGGUUUGAGCAUACUCUCAUCAGCCAUCUCAACGGCACACAGGGCUUAAAUCAAGUCCAGUUUGAUGAAUUUGUCAAAUCCAUGAGGAAGUUACACCUCCAGAUCGACGAAAUCAUCAGCAAAAUCCCUGCUCAGGGCAUGCCAGAGAAAGGUCUGAUCCCUUCUCGCAUUGCGAACGCGACACCUCUAAUCAACGAAAAGCUCUACAGCGACAACAGCACGGAUCCGACAGUCUUCAUGUCCUGGGCAAGAAUCAUGCUUACCAUGUUAAAGGCUGGGACUACUUUUCUUCUACUGGUUCCCUUGCUCGAACGCCCUGAUCUUGACAAGAACAGUAUCCAGACCAUUUGGACUAGUGUUAUACGAGUGUCUACCACCUACCUCCGGCACUAUCUUCAACUUACUGCCGUCCCAUCCUUUGAACCCCACCUAGCACGGUACUUUGCAGACGAAGUGAUCGAUAUGUUCACCUCCGAGGAAUUGAAUGAUAGCCAUUCAACCCCCAAGACCAGGAUCAAGACAGAUGCACAAACCGCAGCCGCAUGGCGGAAAUUGCGAAACAUAAGAUCUAGGCUAGAUAUACCGCAUGGGAUUGAGGCGCCCAUGCCUAGACAGCCGGCUCCUAGUCCCAAUAUACAAAUGUGCUCCAAAAGAGCUCGAACCCUAUUUCUAUCUUCAGAACUCGAAAUGAACGCAGAUAUGACCAAUUCUGGCCCGGGGAGUCACAGUGGCUCAUCUGAUACCGGGUCCUCAAACCGGGGACCGUCAUCUAUUGCAGGCUCGCUCCCGGGCAGCCGAGAUGAGUUUGGAGAUGCUGAGCUAUAUAACUUGCUAGAUAUUUCCGAACUGGUCGCCUGGUCAGCUUCCCUCACCGAUGAACCAAGUUCCGCUUCAUCAUAUGAUGGAGAUAUAGGCGAGCCCAUGUACGGCUUGUCAUCCUUACCAAACCAACACCCGUCAGAUUACAACGCCGCUAGCUUUGGCGAUAACUUCGAGCAAUUUUCCGACUGGACGCACUUAGGGGGAACUAUGAAUGAGAUUGCGCAGCGUGCUGGCCUUAACAGAAACGGCAAUGAGGAUCCUGGACUUUCUGCAGAGAGAUUAAUGACUAUGGGACAUGCAAUGAAUGUUGGUGUGUAUAUGAUGGGCCCUCAUAUGAGCGAGACGGCUGAUGAGGGUAGGAUUUCCGACCUAUUAAGUACGAUGAUGGAGGGAUGGUGA